Molecule: messenger RNA, 1375 nt
Organism: Cynara cardunculus var. scolymus (artichoke)
Lineage: Eukaryota; Viridiplantae; Streptophyta; Magnoliopsida; Asterales; Asteraceae
Product: phytochrome-associated serine/threonine-protein phosphatase
Exons: 10
Coding region: 206-1117 (303 amino acids)
Biological process (GO): peptidyl-serine dephosphorylation
Cellular component (GO): cytoplasm
Molecular function (GO): protein serine/threonine phosphatase activity
Source: RefSeq, a predicted model, not a curated record
AAAACUGCACCUACCAAGAACUCCUUUCGUAGCAGAAAGGCCAAACAAAACUACUUUCGUCGGCCGUCUCUGUUUCUCCGUCCAUUUCAUCCAUCGGAGGUCACUCAGACAGCGAUUCAGACCACCCAAAUCUCAACCUUGCAAAGCUCAUAUCAUACCUAAACCAUCGGAGGAAUUCAGAGACAAAAAAUUUGGGAUUUGGACGAUGGAUUUGGAUCUGUGGAUAUCAAAGGUCAAAGAGGGCCAGCACUUGUCCGAAGAUGAGUUGCAGCUGUUAUGCGAAUACGUAAAGGACAUCUUAAUUGAGGAGUCAAAUGUUCAGCCAGUCAAUAGUCCAGUUACUGUUUGCGGUGAUAUUCAUGGCCAAUUUCAUGACUUGAUGAAGCUCUUUCAGACCGGAGGUCAUGUACCCGAGACAAAUUAUAUUUUUAUGGGGGAUUUUGUUGAUCGUGGUUACAACAGUUUGGAAGUUUUCACAAUACUUUUGCUUCUAAAAGCAAGAUACCCUGCAAAUAUCACUCUUCUCCGUGGAAAUCACGAAAGCAGGCAAUUAACACAGGUCUACGGUUUUUAUGAUGAAUGCCAGAGAAAGUAUGGGAAUGCUAAUGCAUGGAGAUAUUGCACAGACGUGUUCGAUUAUCUAACUUUGUCGGCAAUAAUAGAUGGAACUGUAUUAUGCGUUCACGGUGGUCUUUCACCUGACAUUAGGACUAUUGAUCAGAUCAGAGUUAUUGAGCGGAACUGUGAGAUCCCACAUGAAGGACCAUUUUGUGACCUUAUGUGGAGUGAUCCUGAAGACAUUGAAACGUGGGCAGUCAGCCCUCGUGGAGCUGGAUGGCUUUUUGGAUCCAGAGUUACAUCUGAGUUCAAUCACAUCAACAAGCUUGAUUUAGUUUGCCGCGCCCACCAACUUGUCCAGGAAGGUUUAAAGUACAUGUUUCAAGAUAAAGGACUCGUAACUGUCUGGUCUGCACCAAAUUACUGCUAUCGCUGUGGCAACGUGGCUUCGAUUUUAAGCUUUAGUGAGACUAUGGAGAGAGAGGUAAAGUUCUUCACGGAAACGGAGGAAAAUAAUCAGAUGAGAGGUCCAAGGACAGGGGUACCAUACUUUCUAUGAACUGGAAAAGAAAUAGAAAGAAGGCAGAUGAUGAUGAUGAUGGUGGUGGUGCUGAAAUGUGUUCUAAACAUGAAGAAAACAAACUGCUGUUUUCAGUACACACUUGGGUUUUUGUGUUCUACAAGUUCUCCAUUGCUUGUUUAUUAUUGUGUUACAUAAUUUUUAAUCAUAUUCAUGUGGUGUUGAUAUUCUGGUAGACUGAUGAUGUAAUUUUCUCUAUGCUUUCACUUUUCAUUAAAAUGAGGAACUUUAAUGCCA